AUGUUAAGGAACUCUUCCCCACGCGAAUACCUUGGGUUCUCUCAAUUUUUCGCCGUCACAUUUCUUCUAUGGUUUGUAAUAACUUGGUCCAUACUUCCGGACUUAAGUAUAUAUAAAAGUGAGCAACCUUGUCUUAAAAACGAUGUAAUCUCAUUUGUACAAGAAGUUGUGGAUGUUUUGCCGCAACGCUACUGGAUAGCGGUGAUAGAAUGCACUGUAUUGAUGGGGAUGCUUUUCACGUAUUUGGGUAUUUUGGCUUAUAAUGAAGAUGUCUUAACGGUACCGCUCAACGACAUUCGAACACUUACAGACACCCGUGCAAAUGUUGCAGAAACGUCAACAUAUCAGGAAUUUUUAGAUCAGUACGCACAUAAAGAGACUAGUGGUGUGUUGGAUCUGCCGAUCACCGAAGUGUGUAAGCUGCUGUACGAAAGACGAAACUAA
Lachancea lanzarotensis is the source of this 444-nucleotide messenger RNA. It is a transcript of the gene GPI19, whose product is annotated as LALA0S10e05974g1_1. Gene Ontology annotation, molecular function: phosphatidylinositol N-acetylglucosaminyltransferase activity. Bases 1 to 444 code for a protein of 147 amino acids. The transcript has a single exon. The record is from RefSeq and is a predicted model, not a curated record. Gene Ontology annotation, biological process: GPI anchor biosynthetic process. Lineage: Eukaryota; Fungi; Ascomycota; Saccharomycetes; Saccharomycetales; Saccharomycetaceae.